Messenger RNA from Zea mays, 2605 nucleotides. RefSeq names its product putative WAK receptor-like protein kinase family protein. The record is from RefSeq and is a predicted model, not a curated record. The transcript has 4 exons. Gene Ontology annotation, biological process: protein phosphorylation. The coding region runs from base 259 to 2223 and encodes 654 amino acids. NCBI's taxonomy places the organism in Eukaryota, Viridiplantae, Streptophyta, Magnoliopsida, Poales, Poaceae. Gene Ontology annotation, molecular function: protein kinase activity; ATP binding; polysaccharide binding.
CCCCCUAAGUUCAGAAAGAAAAAAGAGAAAAAUAAUACAGUACAAUAAUAAUCAAACGCUUGCAGGCGUUGACCACGACCGGUCAAAGGCGUUCUCCCCUUCAUCAUCAUAUCCGUCAUCCGGGCGCCUCGCUGGCUUGUUCCAUUCCGUCUUCGGGUCCGGAGGUCGGAGGUCCUCCCUGGCCGUACUCCGAAAUCUACCCACUCCCUCCGGCGCCGCUGCAGUGCCACCCCUCCAUCGGUCCAUCCCCAAUCCGCUAUGCAACCGCUACUCCUACUGCUACUCGCUUCCUCCCUCCUCCGGCCGCCUGCGGCGGCCAGCGCGGCAGACUCGUCAUCAGGCUGCUGGCCCAAGACAUGCGGGCACCUCAACGUCACCUACCCGUUCUGGGUGGAGGAGCCCGGGCGGGCCCCGUGCGGACCGCCGUCCUUCCAGCUCAAGUGCAACGGCAGCGGCGCGUUCCUGAGCAUAUCCGUCUACCAGGCCUACCAGGUGCUCGACAUCUUCCCCGAGAACAGCUCCUUCCACGUGGUGGACCACAACCUCCCGCUCGCCACCGGCUGCCCGGCGCCGACGAUGAACAUCUCGCUCUUCUCGCCCGGGACAUUCGUCUUCAGCGGGCUCAACAGGGAGCUGCUCUUCCUGGGGAAGUGCACGGGGUUCCCGCCGGCGGAGUCGGCCGGGUUUCGCAGCCUGCCUUGCGACAACAGCUCCUUUGUCCGGCUCGGCGACGGCCGGAAUUUCUCGAGCCAGGGCAUCCAGGGCGGCGUCCCGCACGGCUGUCUCUUCACAGUGGUGCCGGUUCUCGGGGCUCCUGAUGGAAAUGGGGACGACGACGACUACGUCGCCAGCAUGAGGAAUGGGUUCCUCGUGGAUUGGAAAGCGGUGCCAGGGGAUUGUCCCAAGUGCAUGGCACGCGGCGGGGAAUGCACGUACGGCGGUCCCGACGCCGAGUUCGCCUGUGAUUGCUCCGGUGGCAAGUGCGGAGGAAACAGCAACAAAAAUAGGAUACUCGGAAUUGUUUGUGGAGUAGCAGGAGGCGGUCUAUUGGUAGUGUCAGUGUGCUUCUUUUUUGUCUGGCGCAAGCACAAAAGAAGGAAACAAGCAAGAGCACCGAAUGGCUGCAUGCGUAGCGAAUCUUCGAUGCAAUCGUAUAGCAAAGACCUUGAGUUGGGUGGCUCUCCACACAUUUUCACUUACGAGGAGCUUGAAGAAGCUACUGAUGGAUUUAAUGACUCGAGGGAGCUUGGUGAUGGUGGUUUCGGAACUGUUUACAAAGGGAAACUCCGGGACGGGAGAGUCGUUGCGGUGAAACGCCUGUACAAGAACAACUACAAACGGGUGGAGCAGUUCAUAAACGAGGUAGACAUUUUGUCCCGCCUCCUCCACCAGAACCUGGUCAUCCUCUAUGGCUGCACAUCCCGUAGCAGCCGCGACCUCAUGCUCGUGUACGAGUUCAUCCCCAACGGAACAGUCGCGGACCAUGUCCACGGAUCCCGUGCGUCGGAGCGCGGCCUCACGUGGCCUCGAAGGAUGAGCAUCGCCAUAGAAACAGCUGAGGCGCUGGCGUACCUCCACGCGGUCGAGAUCAUACACCGUGACGUGAAGACCAACAACAUACUGCUGGACAACAGCUUCCACGUGAAGGUCGCCGACUUUGGGCUGUCGCGCCUGUACCCUCCUGAAGUCACCCACGUGUCGACCGUCCCACAGGGCACGCCGGGCUACGUCGACCCGGUGUACCACCAGUGCUACAAGCUGACCGAGAAGAGCGACGUGUACAGCUUCGGCGUCGUGCUGGUCGAGCUCGUGUCCUCUAAGCCAGCCGUCGACAUGGGCAGGAGCCACAGCGAGAUCAACCUGGCCAACAUGGCUCUCAACAGAAUCCAGAACCACGAGGUGGGCCAGCUGGUCGACCCUGAGCUCGGGUACGAGACUGACGGUGAGACGAAGAGAUCCAUAGAUCUCGUGGCUGAGCUGGCGUUCCGGUGCUUGCAGCUAGAAAGGGAUUCACGGCCGUCGAUGAAGGAAGUGGUGGAGGCCCUGAACCGUAUCAGGAACGGGGAUUCACUGGAGAAUAACAAGACGGACAGGAGCUCCUCGUCUCCUAAGGAAGACGCACGCCUGCUGACGAGUAGCAUACAGUACUCUCCUGACUCGGUAAUCCACAGAUUCCAUAGCCAAUCAACCACGCACUCGGCAGCGUCAAAUGCUAGCGGGUGAGAUAGAUACCCGGCCAUGUGUGUAUAUACCGAUCCUGAAGAAACGAAGCCCUUACCAGACGAUGUUUGUGUACAGUGUAGAGAUCUGCCAAUGAGCUGAUUCAUCUGGGUGAGUUGUUUCUUUUCUCUUUUGUUGACUGGUUCGUAGUACAAUGUAUACAGUCACGCUGUAGCCACAGCAGGAGCUUGGCAUAAAUUAAGACAUUAUUAGGCAAAGCAGUAGAAUCAGUGUCAGGCCAAAAUUGUACUGUAGGAACUAUUUUUUUCGUUUUGACGAAUGAAGGGGGGCUCUGCCGAUGACAGAAGUAGAGCUACACGAAAUAGGAAGGAAUAAAAGCUGUAUACUUCGUACUCUAAUUGGCUGAGAGGCCACCAUUUGGUUU